AUGGAGAAGCAGCAGCAGCACGUCGAGCUCGAGUCCGGGAAUUCGAAGAUCAUCGAUGACUGCUGCAAGAACCCGGAGCAAGACAAGGAGAACAACAAAGCCACCUUGUUCCAAGCGUCAGUAAACUCCAUCGUCCUGCUCAUUGGCCUGGGAACGCUCUCCUCCGCGUACGCGAUAGAGAGAUCGGGCUACUUCGGGCUGUUCGUUCUGCUUAUCACCGCAUCCUUCUACUGGUGCGGAUCCAAGCUCAUCUCUAAGUGCCUCGUCCACGAUCCAAGUCUCGCAAACUAUCAGGACGUAGCAACCAAGGCCUUCCCAUCCUGGGCUCCAAUUCUUGUCCGGACGCUCUUCUAUCUCCGGAUCCUUGGAACGCUCACGGGUUACCUCGUCUCCAUGGGUGACACCCUCACGCACAUAUUCCCGAGCUCCAGGAUCAACGUCCUGGGCGUGAUUCGAGGCAAGGCUCUCUUCACUUGCAUGGCGUUUCUCUUGGUUCUUCCCACAACUUGGUUCCGGAACUUGCGGACGAUCUCUUAUCUCACGUUUUGGUGCGGGAUGAGCAUCCUCGCCACCGUUGUGUGCCUCGUCGUGGCUGGAGCAGACUAUGGAAUUGGAUUCGAUCAGCCCGUGGCCGUUGUCAAUGUCAAGAAUCUUCCCCUUGCGACUGGAGUGUACACUUUCACGUUUGGAUCCACGCCAGUGUUGCCAAACAUUCAAAGAUCCAUGGAGAACCAGGGUGAUUUCCCAAAAGUAAGCUUCCUGAUGAUCUUGUUCUAG
Messenger RNA from Selaginella moellendorffii, 777 nucleotides. Its product is annotated as amino acid transporter AVT1E. Lineage: Eukaryota; Viridiplantae; Streptophyta; Lycopodiopsida; Selaginellales; Selaginellaceae. Gene Ontology annotation, biological process: amino acid transmembrane transport. Gene Ontology annotation, cellular component: vacuolar membrane. Gene Ontology annotation, molecular function: amino acid transmembrane transporter activity. The coding region runs from base 1 to 777 and encodes 258 amino acids. The transcript has 2 exons. The record is from RefSeq and is a predicted model, not a curated record.